GUUUUCGGGGCGCUAGUUCUUCUGGCUCCUGGCGUCAGCUAUGGCGGAGGCGAUGGAUCUGAGCAAAGACGUCAACGGGCCUACUCAUUCCUCGACUCUGUUCGUGAGGGAAGAUGGCAGCUCCAUGUCGUUCUACGUGCGUCCCAGCCCGGCGAAACGCCGGCUCUCGACGCUCAUCCUGCACGGCGGCGGUACCCUGUGCCGGGUGCAGGAGCCCGGGGCCGUGCUGCUGGCCCAGCCCGGGGAGGCGGCUGCCGAGGCCUCGGGAGACUUCAUCUCCACGCAAUACAUUCUGGACUGCGUGGAGCGCAACGAGAGGCUCGAGCUGGAGGCCUAUCGGCUGGGCCUGGCCCCGGUAGCCGACCAGGCACCGGAAACGAAGCCAGGCGCUCAGGCUGAGGGCGUUGCCCCCGAGUCGGAGCGGCAGCCGCCCACGGGACGGGUAGCCUUCACCGAUGCGGACGAUGUGGCCAUCUUGACCUACGUAAAGGAAAAUGCCCGCUCGACCAGCUCUGUCACGGGCAACGCCUUGUGGAAAGCGAUGGAGAAAAGCGCGCUCACUCAGCACACGUGGCAGUCCCUAAAGGACCGCUACUUAAAGCACCUGCGGGGCCAGGAACAUAAGUACAUGUUGGGGGAUGCCCCAGUGAGCCCGUCCUCCCAGAAACUCAAGCGGAAGGCGGAGGAAGACCCGGAGGCUGCCGAUAGCGGGGAACCACAGAAUAAGAGAACUCCAGAUUUGCCUGAAGAAGAAUUUGUAAAGGAAGAAAUCAAGGAGAAUGAAGAAGCGGUCAAAAAGAUGCUUGUAGAAGCCACCCGGGAGUUUGAGGAGGUUGUGGUGGAGGAAAGCCCUGAUUUUGAAAUACACAUAACAAUGUGUGAUGAUGAUCCACCAACACCUGAGGAAGACUCAGAAACACAGCCUGAUGAAGAAGAAGAAGAAGAAAAAGUUUCUCCACCAGAGGUGGGAGCUGCCAUUAAGGUUAUCCGACAAUUAAUGGAAAAGUUUAACUUGGAUCUAUCAACAGUUACACAGGCCUUCUUAAAAAAUAGUGGUGAGCUGGAGUCUACAACAUCUUUUUUAGAGUCUGGUCAGAGGGCUGAUGGGUAUCCUAUUUGGUCCAGACAGGAUGACUUAGAUUUGCAAAAAGAUGAUGAGGAUGUCCGAAAUGCGUUGGUGAAAAAAUUUGGUGCUCAGAAUGUAGCUCGGAGGAUUGAAUUUCGAAAGAAAUAAUUCACAAGACAAUGAGAAAAGAGAAAAGAUGUGGCAGAUGAGGUGGUAAAAAAAUUUUUGUGACCAUUGAACUUUAGAGAUUUUUAUAUUGGAACUGACACUUGUCUUCUGACCAAUGCUGUCAUUACUCUGUGAGUCCUAGAUUUUGCAGCUACACAGAGUUGUGUAGGAGGAUAAAAAUAAAAGAUACUGGAUGUAUUUAGAGCUGUCCUUGGCAGUAUCAAUGUGUUUCUGAAAGGAAAAUAUAAACCAGAGAGAGGCUGGUCAACAUAGUAAUCUUUUUUUUGGAAUGGAACCUGUAUUAUAUUGGUGACAGGAGCUAGUGACCAAGUCAGAGGAGAAUAAGGAGACAGGUCUUUUCUGGAAGUGUGAAUAAAGAACCUCCUGUCCUUUGGCAGAUGCUCCUCUAGAUUGUGACAGAUUCUAAAUCAAGAACCUAGAAAUAUGGAAGGAUUUCAUUACCAGGCCUUGAACAUGGGCCAUCCCAUACCCUUGCAUCUUUUAGUGAGCUUGGGUUUCUAAACUGCUUUGAAAACCCCAUUUUUUUUUUUUUGCUGACAAUAUUUGGGGACCCUGUUCCUUGAUGGUUCUUUUCUUUGAGUCCUAUCAGUCAAGUAUCUAGCUUGUGUUUCUUCACUUACUAUCUGGUUUUGUUUAAAAUACAAAACAAGAGUCUCAAGAAUAGUCUUACUUGGAUAUUAGUAAUAAGUUUUUAUUUAUUGAGGGUAGUUUUGUGCUAAGGCUGUGUUAGAUUUAAAAAUUAGUGGACUAAUUCCUCUUUGUUGUGUUGCUUUUUAUUGAAAAUAAAUGGAACUUUGUAUUUGAGUCUCCAA
Messenger RNA from Phyllostomus hastatus (greater spear-nosed bat), 2067 nucleotides. It is a transcript of the gene TERF2IP, whose product is annotated as TERF2 interacting protein. NCBI's taxonomy places the organism in Eukaryota, Metazoa, Chordata, Mammalia, Chiroptera, Phyllostomidae. The record is from RefSeq and is a predicted model, not a curated record. Gene Ontology annotation, cellular component: shelterin complex. The transcript has 3 exons. Gene Ontology annotation, biological process: regulation of DNA-templated transcription; telomere maintenance via telomere lengthening. Bases 41 to 1234 code for a protein of 397 amino acids. Gene Ontology annotation, molecular function: telomeric repeat DNA binding.